Dibothriocephalus latus is the source of this 393-nucleotide messenger RNA. The record is from the annotation of a GenBank genome assembly. NCBI's taxonomy places the organism in Eukaryota, Metazoa, Platyhelminthes, Cestoda, Diphyllobothriidea, Diphyllobothriidae.
AUGCCUCCGGAAUUCCGCAAAAAGUACUUUCCCAAGGUUACUGGGAGCGAACUAGAGGCCUUUCAACGCGGACCCUUUGGUGAUGCUGCCCUGAGGCGUCACGAGGCAGAGGUUCCCACCCCCUCACCCAGAAUCGAAGCCCCACGAGCUCUGCGUGCAGUCUACCAAGAGUUACUGCCACACAAUCUCGACCCGCGCUACAGGGAUCGUCUGCGUGAGCGUCUGGAACGACGCGAAAUGAUGCUCCGACGAAGGCACCUCAAAAUACCCGAAUUUUAUGUUGUUGAAGCUCUUGGUUUUCUGCGGAGUUGCGCUGCCGGAAAUCGUGACCGUUAUAGACUUUGCGUCCGGGCCCUCUUUCGUUGCCGCCAUGACGUCCCUCGUGGGCACUUU